AAAGAGACACUACAGCUGUGCGCAUUAGGAUGUGCAGUUAAUUCCACCAGCAUAGGACAGCGCUUGUGUGUAAAGAGGUUGCCGUUGUUUAACGUUUUGUUAUCCAACACGGAUUAGAGUUCAGCCAAGUGAAGAUACUGCUUUGGAAAAGAUAGACAUUCAUUUUCAGCUGCGUCUUUUGUGAGGGGGAAAAAAGGAAGAAAAUUGUGCAAAUUUGGGGAGUUUAGUGGGACCGGCGAAUCUGUCAGGAUGUCGGACCUGUCUGUGAAUGAUCAUUUGGAGGGGAUACUGUCAGACUUUGAGGCAUUGAAGAGAUCCUUCGACACUGACAAUGUGGACGAUAUCCCUACAUUUUCUCCCACCUCUCCCCUCAACUCUCCCUUCAGCCCCUCACCCAGCACCCUUAUCCUGACCAAGACCAAUGAGGGCAGAGGACCUACCGCCCACAUCCAGCCAACUUACCAGUCAAGGAUCAGCAUCAGCUCUAGCCCGGCCCCCAGUCCAGUCAUAAAGAACAAAAUGGUAUCAAGCCUUUCCUUCAACCGAGGUUCCAUGGCCAUGGCCAAAACUAACGGUAACACUGGGUCCAGCAUCACUCGGGUCUCCUCCUUCCAGACCAAGUUUAACCCCAAUGGCUUCUCCUCGUCCUGUGGGCCGGGAAGCGACAAUGACAGCCUCCAUAGCUCCACCUCCAGCCUGGAAUACCAGGCAUCCUCCAAACUCGGCUCCUGCGCCAGCCCUCCCCAAAGCCCAAUGGGGAUGAGCGACUUCAAAGCCCAGCGCAUCUGCAGCCCAGCACUACAGAAGUUCUCCUCCCAUGGCAACAUGUUCCAUUCUGAAGCAGAGCCACCUCUUGUCUUGCCCGCAGAACCCAUGGGGGUGAACCACGGUUCAAUGCCUUCUCUGGAUCUACGCAUCACUGAAAGUCGAGGGGCUGGAAAUGCCAGAUCACCAAGCAUGGGGUACCGCAGCACUGGUCCCACUUGGAAUGCUGCCUCUCUCAGGCAGAACUCCGGGCCUCUUGGAAGGGAGCCCUCUUUCACUUCCGGUACCCAGUCUCCCAAACCAAAGGAACCCACAAAAUUGAACAAAUUUCCUCUGGAUCUUGAUAACCUGGUGGCCAAACCUCAAGAAGCUCCAAAGGAGGCUUUCCCUAAGCAAGCCCCUAGAUCCCACCCCAAGUUGAGCAGCCCCACCAGCUCAACCAGCCCUGCCGUCUCCAUCAGCAGCUUGGAGACUGUGGCAGCAGGGAUCCACAGCAAAACAGCCAAAGCUGGCUCCAUGCCCCCUCCAGGGCGCUUCCCAGUCCCCAGUGUCAGUGAGUCUCCUGUCCAACUUUCACCGCCCCAGACACCCCAGUUCCGUCUUGUCUCGCAGCCCCAAGUUGUGCAGCUCUCCCCAGUAGCUCAGCCCCCAACUGUCCAGGGCAUGGUUACCCAGAAACCCCAGAUCAGCGAGGAGCCUGCCCAGGGGCCCCCUCCACAGAAGGACAGUGUAGGCUCCAUACUUCAGAGAAUCGCCUCGUUUUCUCGAGCUGACAACACAGGAGGACCCAGGCCAAAGGAGAACAAAUACCAUGGAAACAAGCAGGAAAGGGAGGAGCCGCCAGGUCAGAGGGAGGCUGAACAGAGAAUGAAGAAGCUGGAAGCGGAAAAGUCCAUGGCAGAGCCUCAAUCAAAACCAGAUCCUGACCCUGAGCCCAAGACUGAGGCAACUGUGACAGGCCAGGAUCUCUUCGGCUAUGUGGGUAUAGAGUCUGUACUGGACCAGAUGAAACGCAAGGCCGUGAAGACUGGGUUUGAGUUCAACAUCAUGGUUGUAGGUCAGAGUGGCCUGGGCAAGUCGACCCUGGUUAACACUCUUUUCAAAUCCAAAGUGAGCCGGAAAUCCUGCAAUCCCUCCUUUGAGGAGGGCAUCUCCAAGACAGUGAACCUACAGUCCAUCAGUCACGUUAUUGAAGAGAAAGGAGUCAAAAUGAAGCUGACCGUGAUCGACACACCAGGGUUCGGAGACCAGAUAAACAAUCUGAAUUGCUGGGAGCCAAUUAUGAAAUACAUCAACGAGCAGUACGAGAAAUAUCUGAAGGAGGAGAUCAACAUUAACAGGAAACGCAAAAUCCCAGACACCAGAGUCCACUGCUGCGUCUACUUUGUACCCCCUACUGGCCAUUGUUUACGCCCCCUGGACCUGGAAUUUAUGAAGCGAUUGGGUAAAGUAGUGAGUGUCGUCCCAGUGAUUGCCAAAUCUGACACCCUUACCCUGGAUGAGAGACAGCGGUUCAAAGAGCGGAUUCGACAGGACCUAUGGACCAAUGGAAUCAAAGUGUACCCACAGAAAGAGUACGAUGAGGAUGCAGAAGACAGAAUAUUGAACGACAAAAUCUGGGAAAAGAUCCCCUUUGCAGUGGUGGGCACAGACAAAGAGCACCAAGUGAAUGGAAAAAACGUCCUGGGCAGAAAAACCAACUGGGGAGUGAUUGAAGUUGAAAAUGUUGCACACUGCGAGUUUGCCAACCUGAGAGAUCUGCUCAUCAGGUCCCACCUGCAGGAUCUGAAAGAUGUCACACACAACAUCCAUUACGAGACCUACCGGGUUCGGAGAUUAAACGAAAGCAACUUGAAUGGCAUUGGACUUUCAGCAUCGCCUCUGGCCUCCAUGAAUGGCACGGCGGUGAGAAAGGAGUCAGAGAGCAACCUUUAAGAGGAAGGAGGGAAACCAAAACAAAGUCAUCAGAUAGUGGUUUUGGCUGUCCUACCCCCAUUUCUUUAUCCCCUCCUCCUGCAGUGUACUACAAUAAAAACAGAACCUAGUGUUACCAAGAAAUGGUACUGUAUUGGACAAAGCAGUUUAUUUUAUUUUUCUCCAGUUUGGGGUGAUGAAGUGGCAUGUUGCCAUGGAUACAGAAAGUGGGCCUGGUUGAUGUUGGGUAAUUUUACAGCUGUCCAUGGCAAAAUAAAAAUAAAAAAAAUGGGCAAAUACAAAUAGCCCCCCCAACUAGAGCUUUGAGCUGCCUUAAGCCUUAUAUUUGAGCUCAUCUGUACUUUGUAAAUGCCAAUCUCCCAGUCAGUCAAUCGAAUCUUCAAUGGGGAUCUUGUGUAAUCAUUUGGAAGUGCUUGAAGGCAGACUUGGACAUAGAACCCCCUAAUGAAGCCACAGGCACAGUUAAUAGUUCUCAGCAAGGACAUGCACUGAUCAAGUGUGUUCAUAGCCCACGUUAGACACUUUGAAUUUUUGCCCUUAAUUUGAUCGUUUUUUUGCCUCAUUAAGAUAUUUGAAAGGUGUUAGUAUUGCCAAACAGCAUGCCGAUUUCACGUUAAAAUUGUCAAAAGAAGCCCGUUGGCCAUGAAGCUAAAUGCAAAAUUCUCCAAUUGCUAUAAAAAAUUUAAAAAAAAAAAAAAGAGACUAAAAUUACCGAUUUAACAAGCCCUGCUUACAAAAUCACCUAUUAUGAUUCUCCUUGUAUAUCAUGUUUGUUUGGCAGUAAUGAUAUCCAUUAAAAUAUUCAAGUUAUAUUUGUACUUUGAGAAGGGGGCUCAAAAGAGAUUUACAGACCUGUAUGAAUAUGCAGUAACUUUAUAAUGCAUAGCUCCUGAACAGCAGUGCCAUCUAGCGCCCCUCAAUGUAACCGAAACUCUUCCGCAGAAGACCAAUUUAUUCCAAUGCCUCACUGACAGUAUUGCAUGGCAAGUGUACUGCCUUUCUAAAUGCUGUUAAGUCAAAAACUUCUGCUUGACCCCCCUUUACAAAAUGUUUGUUUUCUCUUCUGGAAUCAAUGAAUCCCUUUAACCGAGAACAGGACUCCAUUUUAAUUUUAAGGCUCAAGUUUAAUCUCCAGUGCAGUUCCGUUGCAUUUCGUUAACAGACUUGCACUGGAGAUUAAAUUAGAGUCGCUCUUGUGCAUAUUGAUUUCUUUAAUGAUUCUGAAUGUUUUGUACUGUAGUAACAGUGUUUUUUUUGUUUAAUAUGACAGUUCAUGUGUGAUUUAAACACACCAUACUCUGUAUAUACUCUUAGCUCAACUGCUUGUUCUCUGCACAGCAAUGCAACCCACCAGUUGCCUUUUUAAAAAGCAGGUUGCCUCGGUUACCUGAACAGGGCUUGCUCCACACACACAAGUAAGCUUGAGGCUAAUACUGGUGAAGUUCCAGUGUUUUAAAGCCAGUACUUAAGAAUGAAGGUAUUACAGUAAACUGCAACAGUAAUAACACAGAUCCUGAUAUUAAAUGUACAGUGACGCUAAUGCAGCAUAAACAAAAUGUUUAAAUCCCAUUGCAUUGUGUUUGAACCAUUUUAGGUUUUGCAAAGACCCAAGCCAUGGCUAAGCUUUCUUGAGCUACUACCAAAACUAAAAGCUGGAGUGGUUCAAACUGCCAUAGUGUUUAUAAUCCACCCUUGUUUUGGAAAUGUCAGCCUUCCUUUUCUUGUGAAAGAUGCCUUCAAUAGUCUCCACAUUCAGGGAUCCAACCGCUAGCACUGUGAGAAUGCAUAGGAUUUUCUAAGUCAGUAUUAUCACACCAGAGCAGUAUACUGGCACUCUUUCUAAGUCCACUGUACCACCAGGACUGUAUCACAUCCCAGUUACAUAUAGAAAACCAAUUUGUGGUGCAAUACCAAACAGUAAUACUAGUGACAAUGUUACUAAAACUAUUGAAAAGCUAUUAAAAAUUACUAUAAUUAUUACAGGUACUUUUCAUGGAUAAAAAUGGGGGGGGGAGGACCAUUUUUCAGGCAUUUGAAUAAACCAAACUUUUUAAAGCUUUUAGUAAACUCCCAGCUAUGCUGAAGAAUAGUUACUGGUACUGGUAUGUAACAUUUCAAUAGCAUUAAUGCAGUUGUUAUGGCCUCCACAAAGUGACAUAUUUUGAUUUUCUUAUAUCAUCUUGUGGCAAAAUUAUUAAAAGCAAAACAAGAAAUCGUGGAUUAACAGGCAAGAAUAAUAAAGCACACCCAAAAUAAGUAAACAAAUUAUUUUCAAAUCAGUCACUAAAUUCAUGGUGCUUUUGGUUACUAAGGGUAAGGGGGUUGCCAGUUUUACUGUCACUGUUAUACUCAUUUAUAUCCCAGCCUCUUAUUCUGCUGUCCUGCAAUGAAAUGGGCUGCAAAGUUUUAAUGUAAAUGUUUAUGGAUUUUAUUAAAAGUCACAGAGAUGAGCUA
This is a messenger RNA of Acipenser ruthenus (sterlet), 5154 nucleotides long. RefSeq names its product neuronal-specific septin-3-like. Gene Ontology annotation, cellular component: septin ring; microtubule cytoskeleton; septin complex. NCBI's taxonomy places the organism in Eukaryota, Metazoa, Chordata, Actinopteri, Acipenseriformes, Acipenseridae. Gene Ontology annotation, molecular function: GTPase activity; GTP binding; molecular adaptor activity. The transcript is spliced from 11 exons. Gene Ontology annotation, biological process: cytoskeleton-dependent cytokinesis. The coding region runs from base 250 to 2700 and encodes 816 amino acids. The record is from RefSeq and is a predicted model, not a curated record.